This is a messenger RNA of Folsomia candida, 1268 nucleotides long. Its product is annotated as probable prolyl 4-hydroxylase 3. The record is from RefSeq and is a predicted model, not a curated record. Gene Ontology annotation, molecular function: iron ion binding; L-ascorbic acid binding; procollagen-proline 4-dioxygenase activity. Gene Ontology annotation, cellular component: endoplasmic reticulum. Gene Ontology annotation, biological process: peptidyl-proline hydroxylation to 4-hydroxy-L-proline. The transcript is spliced from 2 exons. Bases 191 to 943 code for a protein of 250 amino acids. NCBI's taxonomy places the organism in Eukaryota, Metazoa, Arthropoda, Collembola, Entomobryomorpha, Isotomidae.
GUUUGUAUUCACUCCAUGGUUACAUACGAUUUGUAUGUAACUUACGCCUCGUAAGUUACGAGUAUUCGACUGUACUUAUCACACCUGUGAUCAACCGGUGAUUCAGUGUGUGCUUACGGAGUGACCGAUAUUAAGCUGGUUGUUUUACGGGACAAUUUCAACAAGCUAAUAAACUUUACCUACCUGAAGAAUGAACAUGGACAUCACUGGUGAUAAAGGUGACUCGGUUUUGACGUCAAACUUUGACGUGAGUAAAAUAACAAAGGAAAUCGUCACCUUAUCGCCGCCUCUAAAAUUGAAAAGUCAUUCUCAAUCGGUUAAAUCAUCUCCGGCAGCAUUCAUCUUAAGAAACUGUUUGACCAAGGCAGAGUGUGCGGCUUUAAUAGAGUUGGCUGAAAAUAAUGAAGCCGGCAAAAGUUUAUUUUCGGAAACGGUAGUAAAUUUGGAAGGAGUGGACGUCGUCAAUCAGGAUGUUAGAGAAGGCUCGAGAUAUAUUUUGGACUCUGAGAACAUCGUGUCCCAACUGUGGACCAGGAUUCGUCCCCGUAUUCCCACCAAUUUGAAGGGUGCCGUCGUCACCGGGCUGAACGAACGAUUACGCUUUCUUCGGUACGAGACUGGUCAAAAGUUUGCGCCCCACUACGACGGCACCUACUCGAGAGAAGACGACCCUCUGGAAGUCAGCCUGAUCACGUUGCAAAUUUACUUGAACGACAAUUUCGAAGGGGGCGAGACCAAUUUUCUUGGCGAUGAUGAUGACGACGACAAGUCCGGGAAAAACUUUGAAGUCGACAAAGUCAGAAUCACUCCAGAAACCGGAAUGAUCCUUGUUUUCGAGCAGGACCUCAUGCACGAAGGGGCCGAAUUAAAGAACGGUGUGAAGUACACGGUUCGAACGGAUGUGAUGUACUCGUACUCAAAAAAGAAGAAUAUUAUGAUGUAACGGUUUGUACUGUAAGUAAAUAUGUACAUACGCAUUUGAAAUAUUUUAAAUGCGUACGUACAUUAUUUAAUGUUCUAGCCGAAACUAGCCGAAAGAAUAAAAAUGUGUAUAUGGACCACUUGAAAUAUUUUGCACACCUGUCGUAAAGGACAUAUCAUAGGUACACAUAUUCAUCUACUUAUACCCGAUCUUAUUACAUAGAAUAGCACAGAUUUUAUUUUUUACAUAUCAACUUGUUACCAACUUUGUAAUUUUACAAGAGUUCGGAAAAAUAUUACAGACAACUAGUGAGCAUUUAAAAUAAAUAGAGCAUUAUGAACUUUAA